AGUUACCACCCCUUGUGUUGCAAAAAACAUGGCGACAGAUAGGCUUGUAACUCGUGCAGAAGUCACGGCCUUUGUAAAGCGCUGCAUGAUAUCCGUUGGGACUCCAGAGGAGCAUGCGGCAUCACUAGCAGAUAUACUCGUCACUGCAGACUACAGGGGACACUUUAGUCAUGGAUUGAACCGAUUGGAGAUGUAUGUUAAUGAGGUAUCCAGUGGUCUCAGUGAUCCAAAGGCUAAGCCUACAGUUAUAAAGGAGAGUCCUAGCACUGCUUAUGUUGACGGACACAACGGGAUUGGAUCAGUUGUGGGGACUUUUUGCAUGGAAAUAGCAAUGAAGAAGGCAAAGGAGACUGGAAUUGCUUGGGUCACCUGUACAGGUUCUAAUCAUUAUGGUAUUGCUGGUUAUUAUGCUUUGAUGGCAGUCAAGCAAGGACUAAUUGGUAUGUCAUUUACUAACACUUCACCAUUAGUGGUACCAACAAGAUCCAAAGAUAUUGCUUUUGGUACUAAUCCUAUUGCGUUUGGUGCUCCAGCAAAGGAUGAUGAUUAUUACAUGUUGGAUAUGGCUACUUCGACUGUAGCUCUGGGUAAGGUAGAGAUGAAGAGGAGGAAGGAAGAGCCACUCCCACCAGGAUGGGCUGUUGACUCGGAUGGAAAGGAGACACUUGAUCCUAAUGAUGUGUAUAAAGAUGGUGGUCUUUUGCCACUAGGAGGAUUAGAACUAAACUCUGGUUAUAAAGGAUAUGGACUGGCUAUGAUGGUAGAGACUAUAUGUGGUGUACUCAGUGGAGGACCUUUUGCUUCAAACAUUAGGAAAUGGAAGAGUGAUCCUAGAGUUGCUAACCUGGGACAAACUUUCAUGGCUCUAGAUCCAAAUUGCUUUGCCCCUGGAUUUGAGGACAAGAUGCAGGAAUUCAUGGAUGAAAUAAGAGGAAUGGAUCCAUCUGAUCCUUCCCUACCAGUGAAAGUGGCUGGUGAUCUCUCAAGAUCAAGAAUGAAACUAGCAGAUGACAAUGGAGCCAUCACUUACCAUAAGAACAUGAUCAGUUCACUGAAUGAACUGGCUGAGAGGCUUAAAGUUGAUCCUAUCAAAGUCCUUGACUCAUAGUAUAUAUUGCUUAUUUCUUGCUUCACAAUUGCUGUGUAUUUAUUAAUUUAUUUAUGGUUUAUAUGCUAAAAUUAUAUUUU
Molecule: messenger RNA, 1188 nt
Organism: Amphimedon queenslandica
Lineage: Eukaryota; Metazoa; Porifera; Demospongiae; Haplosclerida; Niphatidae
Exons: 13
Coding region: 29-1108 (359 amino acids)
Molecular function (GO): oxidoreductase activity
Source: RefSeq, a predicted model, not a curated record